Messenger RNA from Xenopus laevis (African clawed frog), 2289 nucleotides. RefSeq names its product zinc finger, DHHC-type containing 2 S homeolog (gene zdhhc20.S). Gene Ontology annotation, molecular function: acyltransferase activity; palmitoyltransferase activity; protein-cysteine S-palmitoyltransferase activity. Gene Ontology annotation, cellular component: membrane. Bases 160 to 1284 code for a protein of 374 amino acids. NCBI's taxonomy places the organism in Eukaryota, Metazoa, Chordata, Amphibia, Anura, Pipidae. The transcript has 14 exons. The record is from RefSeq and is a predicted model, not a curated record.
AGUCAAGGAGACAGGGCCGAAUGGGCGUUACCAGGGUGUCAGUGGGGGCGGAACCUACAAGGAGGCGUGCCCGGAUGGGAGUUUUUAAUCCUAAUACGCUCCCCCAACUGGUGACUGGAGUUAAUGUAAUGCCAGCGGCUCCGGUUUGGGAGCGGGAAUAUGGCUCCGUCUCACGUUUUGCGCUGCUGCCAGCGGGUGGUGGGCUGGAUCCCGGUGUUGUUCAUCACGGCGGUGGCUUGUUGGUCUUACUACGCCUUUGUGCUGGAACUGUGCGUCUUUACUAUUAAAUCUGAUGCUGAAAAAGCUGUCUACAUGGUGAUUUUCCACUUAUUCUUUAUUAUGUUUCUGUGGUCUUAUUGGAAGACAAUAUUUACACUUUCUGCUAAUCCGUCCAAUGAGUUUUGCUUAUCCAAAUCUGACAAAGAGCUGUAUGAGCGGGAGGAGAGGCAAGAGUUUCAGGUGGAGAUCCUCAAGCGCGCUGCUAAAAACUUGCCCAUUUACACCACAACUGCAACAAGAGCUAUCCGCUAUUGUGACAGAUGCCAGCUGAUAAAGCCAGACCGGUGUCACCAUUGUUCCACCUGUGAUGUAUGUGUACUUAAGAUGGACCAUCAUUGCCCAUGGGUGAAUAAUUGUGUGGGAUUUUCCAAUUACAAAUUCUUCCUGCUGUUUCUGAUGUAUUCUUUACUGUACUGCUUAUUUAUUGCUGCUACAGUUCUCCAGUAUUUCAUAAAGUUCUGGACGCUUUGCCGCAGCAAAUCUGAAGAUAGUUGUCCACAGAAUGAGCUUCCCGACACUCGUGCAAAGUUCCAUGUCCUUUUCCUGUUCUUUGUGGCUGCCAUGUUCUUUAUCAGCAUAUUGUCACUGGUCAGCUAUCACUGUUGGCUUGUCGGAAAAAACAGAUCCACUAUCGAGGCCUUCCGUGCUCCCUUUUUUCGAAAUGGUCCGGAGAAGGAUGGAUUUUCUCUUGGUUUUAGCAAAAAUCUAAGAGAAGUUUUUGGUGAUGAGAAGAAGUAUUGGCUACUCCCUGUCUUUACAAGUUUGGGAGAUGGUUGUUCUUUUCCUACUCGUCUUAUACUUGGGGACCCAGAACAAAAUGUUGCCACUGUCCAGACAGAUUCUACCAAACAUGUGGGGCCAAACCAGACGUUUCCUGCCAGGCCUCUUAGUGAAUCUCAGAAUCACUUGUUAGGAAGUGACAGUCAGUGGAAUGACAGUGCACCAGGGGAGGAUCACGUGGAUAAAGGUGUGGAGAGUCAUGUCGCAGUUCUAAUUGAAAGCUGAUUAUUUAUCCAGUGAAUCCUCUAAAUGGGGAAAGAGGAAAUUCUGCAGCACAUUUUUGUGCUCAACAGCCAAAUCCAGACGGCAGAGAUCCACAGACUGAUGUGCCACAAAAUAAGACGCCUACGAUAGAAAUUGCACAAACCUAUUGCCGUGCACAUUGAUGAAUGUCUGGAAGCUUGAGCACAAGGACGAAUAAACCAAUGCCUUACAAUAUACCAUAGUGCUGUACUGCAACACGAUACCACCCUUUGUACAGCCACUUUAUUGCCUCUGGAAACCUCUGCUCAGACUGUGUAUUAUUUCUACAUUCAGACUGGCACCUAUUUUACAUCAAGAAAUGCAGCUGUAUAUUGUGAUUUCCUCCUUUUAAAAUUGGAACUGCAAAGGAUAUACUGUAAUAUAAGGGCUGUUCGUGUUCCCAGUGUUGUACGGUUUUAUAUGACAAAACAACCCUAAUGUCCAGCUCCUCCCUGGCAAUCUACUCGCCACUGGUUGCACUGCUUUCCUUUUUCUUGCACAUUUUUAUAUUUCGAAAGACCUCCAUAAACGUUUAUAUUUAAUGGCAAACUAAAACACGCGUAGAAACGGGUCAACCGUGAUGCAAAAUGUAAUGCCAAACUGAAUCUAUAAAUGAUAAACCUCUCGUUUUCUUUCCUUCAACUCAAGACGACGUUCUCUCAGCCAAACAAGAUCUUCAGUCGUUAGUGGGGAGACCAAGUCGAUCUUUAACGAAUGAGUGGUAAUUACAUUCCAGCGUGAAUCUACAGUAUCACUUCUGAGCUUGCAAUCCAUUUAUUCAUCAGGUCACAUUUAUUACCAAAUUUCAGGGCUUCUGUACCAAAGGGAUAUGUCUACGUUUCUGACUAUUUAAGCCGGACUGCUCUCUAUCUGCUUCUUUCUCACGGCCGUGUCCCCAAGUUCGACCCACUCUGGACACUUGUCUUGUGGAUUCUGUUUACAGACUUCCUUUUUGUAAUGCAACAAUAAAGCCAUUACGUUUUAAAA